CUUUUGUGUAAGUGUUUUCAUCGUGGUUUUCAUUAACUUUUCAUUACUUUCCAAGUAGCCUCUCUAUCUGUUCUACUCCUAGGUAGAGAAAUAUGACACGUCCCAACAAGGAAGGUUUCAGGAAAUUUCUCACAAGUCGGUCUUCCACUUUUUUUUAGGUAGAGAAAUAUGACACCACCACCAGUAGAAGUAGUUGAUUGUCCAUCUCUCUCCUAUUUAUUUCCAUUCCUACCUCUCUUUCAACUUCCUCUCUUCCUACAACUUUGCAUUCAGAAUUUUGAGUGAGUUUUCUGCUUAUUUUCUUGUCAUUUCUCACUUCUCUCUGCCUCUGUGUAAGUUUGUGUUGACUCAGUACUUUGUUUUUGUGGUAUUUGCUUUGAGUCCUUAAUCUCUUUUUCUUUGCUGAUUUUUGUUUUACUUGUUAGUUUUUGUUUCUCUUUUUUGUUUGCAGAACCCAUUUUCCACUGGUAACUGAAUCUGAUUCAUUGAAACUGAGUUAUCGUGAGGAUUGUACAAUCAAAUCGAAUUGUCAAAUAUGUGUUGGUACUGAAUUACAUAUCUGACCACAUUACUGUUCGGAGUACUCGAUUUAUAGCAACUGUUUUUCUUUUUUCCCGAUGGCAUUGAGCACCCAAAGAGCCUCUGCAUCUUUUGUUUCGAAUGAAUCCGCUCCUCGAUGGAAGUAUGAUGUGUUUUUGAGUUUUAGGGGUGUAGACACCCGCAAGAGUUUUGUAUCUCAUUUAUACCAUGAAUUGUGGGAGUGCCAAGGAAUUACGACUUUCUUGGACGAUCGAGAGCUUGAAGGAGGAACAAGUAUUCAUCUUGAGCUCCCGAGUGCGAUCAAGGAAUCGCAUAUUGCAAUCGUUGUUCUCUCACCAAACUACGCUUCUUCCAAAUGGUGCUUGAAUGAACUUACAACCAUUCUUCAAUGCAUGGAAGCCAGGAACUCAGUUCUGCCGGUCUUUUAUGAGACAGAUCCAUCUGACGUUGGAAAUCAGAGGGGGUCUUUUGCCAAAGCCUUCGAUGAGCAUGAAGAAAAGCUCAUUAGUACCGAAGACAAAAUGAAGGUGACCCAGUGGAGAGAAGCUCUGAAAAAAGUAUCCAAAAUUUCUGGGUGGCAUUCGAAGGAAUCUAAGUGUGAAAGGGAGCUUAUUGAAAAAAUCGUCCAAAGUGUGUGGAGGAAAGUGCAAGCUACAUUCACAUUGUUAGAUUCUUCACAGAAAUUUGUUGGGGUUAAUUUUAGGCUUGAGCAACUAAGUUCGCUAUUAGCUCAUGAUGCGAAUGAUGUUCGCUUUAUAGGGAUAACGGGGAUGGCUGGCAUAGGUAAGACAACUCUUGCUAAGCUAGUUUAUGAUAGAAUCUUCCAUCAUUUUGAAGUUCAUUGCUUUCUUGGCAACGUUAGAGAGGUUUCUAAAAUAAACCGUACUCUAAUUGGCCUUCAAAAAAGACUUCUUUUUCCGAUGUUGAAGGCAAAGAUUGAAGAAAUUUGGGAUGAAGAGUGCGGACUCUUUUUCAUUAAGAAGUGCUUAUGCAAUAAAAAGGUUCUUCUCGUACUUGAUGAUGUGGAUGAUUUAAAACAACUAGAAGUACUGGCUGGAAAUCAAAGUUGGUUUGGUAUGGGAAGUAGAAUUGUGAUUACGACUAGAAAUGAAGGGUUGCUAGUCCAACAUGGUAUAGCAACAUCAUAUAAGAUGCGGGGGUUGAAUGACUGCGAAGCACUUGAGCUCUUUAGUCUGAAUGCCUUUAGGAAAGAACAACCCGAGGAAGAAUUUUUGGAACUCACUAACCAUUUCCUAGAAUAUGCCAGCGGCCUUCCACUAGUUCUUAAAACAUUAGGGUCUUUUUUGCAUACGAGAGGUCAGGAUGCAUGGAAGAGUGUGUUGGAUAAUAUUCAUACAGUUCCUAAUCCAACAAUUUUCAAUACACUCAAAAUCAGUUAUGAUGGACUAGAGGACAUAGAGAAGAGAGUUUUUCUCGAUGUUGCAUGUUUCCACAAAGGGAAGUGCAUGAAGCAAGUUAUUCGAAUGCUAGACAAUUCUUUUGGAAUUUCUAGUAGUAUAAUGAUAGAUCUACUAAUUGAGAAAUCUCUCUUAACUAUUGAAAAACGCAUCCAAUAUGAUAAUUCAGCCAAGUACUUCAUAGGAAUGCAUGAUUUGAUACAAGAAAUGGCAUGGACAAUUGUUGGUCAAGAGUCUAAAGAGCCUGGUCUACGGAGUAGGUUGUGGCUUCCGAUGACAUUUUCUAUAUAUUGACGACCAAUACGGGAACGAGAGCUAUUGAAGGUAUAGUCUUACAGUUACCUGAAAUAGAAGAGGUGCACUGGAGUUGUGAAGCCUUCUCUAAUAUGCAUGGAUUGAGGUUUCUAGAAUUCGACAAUUUGAUCAUUUCUUCACGUCCCAAAUUUCU
Messenger RNA from Pyrus x bretschneideri (Chinese white pear), 2406 nucleotides. RefSeq names its product disease resistance protein Roq1-like. Gene Ontology annotation, biological process: defense response; signal transduction. The coding region runs from base 618 to 2252 and encodes 544 amino acids. The record is from RefSeq and is a predicted model, not a curated record. NCBI's taxonomy places the organism in Eukaryota, Viridiplantae, Streptophyta, Magnoliopsida, Rosales, Rosaceae. Gene Ontology annotation, molecular function: ADP binding. The transcript is spliced from 4 exons.